This is a messenger RNA of Saccoglossus kowalevskii, 709 nucleotides long. RefSeq names its product F-box/LRR-repeat protein 2-like. Gene Ontology annotation, cellular component: SCF ubiquitin ligase complex. Gene Ontology annotation, molecular function: protein binding. The record is from RefSeq and is a predicted model, not a curated record. Gene Ontology annotation, biological process: SCF-dependent proteasomal ubiquitin-dependent protein catabolic process. NCBI's taxonomy places the organism in Eukaryota, Metazoa, Hemichordata, Enteropneusta, Harrimaniidae.
AACUCUAGAGGUUGCUGGUUGUUCCCAAUUUACAGACAAUGGUUUCCAGGCAUUAGCCAGGAAUUGUCACCGACUAGAACGCAUGGACCUUGAAGAAUGUGUUUUAAUUACAGAUUCAACACUUGCUCAUUUGGCAAUAGGUUGUCCUGUUCUUCAAAAACUUAGUUUAUCACACUGUGAGUUAAUAACAGAUGAAGGAAUCCGUCAUUUAGGAACCAGUGCAUGUGCAACAGAACACCUUCAAGUCAUAGAAUUAGACAAUUGUCCUUUGAUAACAGAUGCAUCAUUAGAACACUUGAUGGGAUGUCAGUGUUUACUUCGUAUUGAACUUUAUGAUUGUCAGUUGAUUACAAGAGCUGGCAUUAGAAGAUUACGAACCCAGCUGCCAGACAUCAAAGUACAUGCCUAUUUUGCACCAGUCACACCACCACCAUCAGUUGGCGGUGGUCGUCAACGAUACUGUCGGUGUUGUGUCAUAUUGUAAAUAUUUAACUGUCAACAUUGUGUAUAUUUGCAUGAAGACAGUUGUCAUGGUGAUGCCAUAUCAAUGAUAUUUCAUCUCUUAGAUACGCAAGACUUUUUAAAAUUAUGACUAUUUUUAACCUUUGGAAUGCAAACUUUUAUACAACUGCUGCAUUUCUGAUAUAUGUGUUAAGGUGUUUACUUCACUGUGCUGCUGCCAUGACGGAUAAGUGUUCACGUGUUUACU